Molecule: messenger RNA, 5521 nt
Organism: Nematostella vectensis (starlet sea anemone)
Lineage: Eukaryota; Metazoa; Cnidaria; Anthozoa; Actiniaria; Edwardsiidae
Product: protein FAM135A
Exons: 23
Coding region: 265-4296 (1343 amino acids)
Source: RefSeq, a predicted model, not a curated record
UAGACAAAGGGAUCCCAAGUUUCCUUUGGUGCCCAUCUCGAAAACGAAAACAAAAUGGAGGAACAACGAAGUCGAAGGAAGAAGAUAUUCAUCUCAUAAGAGAUUCGUUCGAACAAGAGCAAUGACUCCAUCGUAUCAGCUUCAUUCGAAUGUUUGACUGGUGUUCUAUUGAUGUCUGGGAUUAUUGGGGGUUGUUUAUGAUCUUUGGCUACCCAUUCAACGCGGUAUCGAGAGCAAUCGAGGGGCUUGAAAGCGAAAAGAAUCAUGGGGGACCUUCAGGCAACCAUUGAGAUAGCAGUGGAAUUUUCCUCUUUUCACAAUGUUGACCUAUUCCAAAGAGGGUACUACCAUAUUCGCUGUACUCUGAAACCACCUGAGAAAACAGCCACCAAUGUUGAUGUAGAAUACCAAAGAAGACCAGAUGAACAGUCAGAGGAAGAAUGCCUUUUCCCAGCCCUUAUAUCACCAUCUGGCAUGACAGCAAUUUCUAGAACAAUCCAGAUACUCUACAGAAAUGAAGAAGUCCCUAUCAAUGAUGCCUUUAUAUUCCGUCUUCACUUGCUUGUGGACAGCAAUAAGAUCACCCAGCAGAUUGACAGUGCAGAUGUCCAGCUUUCCCUUGAACUCUUCUUUUCUGAGUCAGAUGUGGGCCCUGAGUCCCCCGAGUCUCUUAUGGGUGUCAGCUCACAGACAUUGAAGCUGCAUCUCUCGUGCAUCAAAGGCAUCCAUCACCAUGUCCCUGUGCUGUUUGAUUAUUUCCACUUUGCAGUAGUAGACACCACUAUCCAUGCUGUGUUAACAGGAUUAAGUCUGCCAGACCCAAGUAUUAUCAAGCCAGUGAAAACUUCCUGGUUUGGUGUUAAAUCAGGACCCCCUCUGCGACAGUCCACCCCACCCUUCUACACUAAGCUCUUUGGAACUAAGCCACCUUCUAGCAUUGAGGAUGCAAGAUCCCCGGCUGACCAAAGACAGAUUCGGUUUGCUUAUGACACUCACAGGUCUCUAUGUAGCACAUUGCUAUCUGCACAAGUCAACCUACUGGCUUAUUUCCAGUGCUUGGCUGAAUACCUGCCUGCCUCAGAACGAUUAGACAUAGGUAAAGUUGUUGAUUUUGGUGAAAGAGUGGAUGGGCUCAUCAAUGGAAUUGAGGCAGCAACAACUCCUAAUGAAAUUUUUGCUCAAAUCUGUGGUGAUCUGAGUAGCAUAAGCUCUGAGAUCUGUCUCGUGUGGUCUCAGUUCCUGGAGUCAUACACUCUGAAUAAGCGAGUGAUACCAUACUUCCGUGAGGAGCACCACAGACAAAGGAUUGGGCAUUUUUCUGAAGCAUUUUUCGUCCAAGAAUACUCAUGGAACGAGCUUCAAAUUCAGCAGGAACAAAGCUUCCAGUUUCACCAAAACCUUGGCCAAAGCAUCAAGAGUUCUCGCUAUUAUCAGAGCAUCCCAGCGCUAGUGGUCGAGAGCCCUUUACUGGACGGAGACGUGACCUCAACGCCUAUCAUCUUCGAGGAAAAGUUCUGUCAUCCUUCGGAUGACGAGCAUGCUUCAAGUAAGGAAGACCUGGAUGAGAUUGACGUGACCAUCAACUGUCAUGAUCACCUUGGUAACGGCGAGGAGGCGGAGGCUGGCGCGGCGGCGUUCUUGGAUGACGAGGAGCUGUUGAUUAUUGAGAAUGAUUUCAUGGAAGAGGAAUCCACCAACGCGGAAACCUCGUUCUUCAAUGCGGGACUUGUGUUAAGGGAACCAGGCCCUCUCGGAAACCUCACCACAGGAAGACGGCAUGUCCGGGAAACAUUGAUUUUGAAUGACAGUAGUGACGACGAAUUUAGCGACGGCGACACUUAUCAGCGGACCGCUGACCAACUAGUGACUCCUAGUGCAGUCAGUGUUACAUUUACGGACGAUUUGGAGCCUGGUACCACAAACGAACCAAGUAAUUCUAAAGAUAAAAUCAAUGGAAGUGAAAAUGUCGAUGGUACCAGCGUCCCUAAGAGUGACUCUGGCGUGAGCCUGCAGUUAGGUACCGCUGAUAAUUUAAUAGGGUAUCCAGGUAUUUGCUGCGAAGAUGAGAAACUCGAGGAAGAGAAAGAUGCUAUGAGCGAAGCAACAGGCGCAAACACAAAGGAGGAAUUCGAAAGCGAUAUUUUACCCAACAGUGAAACCUCCACGUUAGCGAUUGAGACUCGAAAAGAUCUCGAGAGAGACUCGGGUAUUGAUGAGAAUCCUUUCAAAGAGUCGGACAAAUUAUCGGACAACGGACAGGAAUACGAGUUAAAUCGAGAACAAGAAUCCGGAGAUACAAAGGAAAUAGCAUUGGAUGAAAUAGCUUUAAGUGAAACCACUGAGGGUAAAGGUGACUUCAAGAUGGAGAAAGGCAGAGGCUCGGAUUCCAGUGAAGAGAUGUUUUUGCUGGCGAACGAGUCGAUUGAAGGCAAAAGCACCGAGGAGGUGAAAGAAAUCCUCGGGGAUAUCAUAAAGCGUGUUGAGAAGAUAACAUUAGAACACUGUACUAGUCUUAGUUCUGUAAAUCCUUCUGAAGCCGACAAUGCGUCGUUACUAACAACUGAAGAAUCAUCUGUCGUAAAGGUAACAGAGGAUAGGAGCUCAGCAUACUUCGAUUGCGUGACUGAUACGAAGGCUUCAGAUGAAGGGCUAACAGACUGGGAUAGUAUUACUAAGCUUGAUGAAGAAUUGACAAAUAGCGUGACACAACAAGAUGGCGUGACAGAUCGCGAUGAUGCGACAUAUAAAGAUGGUGUAAGCAAUAGAAUGGUGGUGACGGAUAAAGAUCAACCGAGUGACGGAGAUCAUGUGACAGACAAUCAUGACGAGACAGAUACAACUGACAAAGGCCAAGAUUGCGGGACAGAUCAAGGUGGCGUGGCUAAUGGUAUUACAGAUGAUGCCUCAAAUCAGCGGAAUAGGUUGCCGUGGGAAAACAACCUUCUUUCCUACGACGAGCAACGAGUCCACAAACCUGAGCUUUACAACCACUUGACGCGGAAAUCGACAAGAAAUACUGUUUCGUUCGCAACCGGCAGGAAAAUCAAGCAGUCUGCUGACGCUGUUGCAGCAGAUUCUCCAAGCGACAGCAGUGUGUACGAGACGCCUUUGUCUUCCGAGGCGGCGGUCUCUAGCGAGAGUCAGGCGGAGAGCUCGAGUUCAGGCGAAGGUGCAGGUACUGCGGCAAAAGGAAAAAAGUCUGAGACUGACGGACACAAAGGCAAGAAGAAGUUGUUGCAGCAGAAGGGUCUGUCUGCGGUGUCACUAGGUUCCUGUCUGCCGACUAACUGCACCGGGAACACGUCGCCAUCGUUCAAACUCUCGCGAGGAGGCUCUGUGUAUGGUGGCAGCGUUCGAUCAAGGUUUGAAUUAUCUAAGAGAUUCGUUAAGCGGCAGUUGCACUACUCGUGUAGGAUAUACAGUGAUCUACGGCUAGAGCGCAUCAGAGAACCCUACUUCACCGGUGAACGCCCAGAAACUUUAGAAACUCACCUUAUUGUCUGUGUCCACGGUCUAGAUGGAAACAGUGGCGACCUUCGCCUGUUCAGGUGUUAUCUUGAGAUGGCUCUUCCUUCAACAAGAUUAGACUUCUUAAUGUCAGAGGUGAACCAGACCGAUACAUUCGUCACCUUCGAGGAAAUGACCGAAAAGCUUGUUCAGGAGAUCAGACACUAUAUCGAGGCAUAUUCCAUAUUUCCGUCUAAGCUCAGUUUUAUUGGCCAUUCGCUUGGGAACAUUAUUAUACGGUCCGCGCUCACGCAUCCGGACAUGCGCCUCUUCGCGGGAAAAUUUCAUACGCUGCUCUCUCUAAGUGGACCACAUCUAGGCAUGCUCUACCCGACUAGUCCGCUGGUCAGCACAGGUCUCUGGCUGAUGCAGAAAUGGAAGAAGUCAGAUGCUUUACAGCAGCUUUCACUCCACGAUCACACAGACUUGAGACAGACAUUCCUCUACAAGCUCAGCAAGUCCUCAGGGCUGGAGUACUUCAAGAACAUUCUCCUGGUAAGCUCAACACAGGACCACUACGUGCCAUACCACUCUGCACGAAUGGAGAUGUGCAGGGCCGCGGCAAAGGAUAGCUCCGAAUUCGGCACCAUCUACCGUGAAAUGGUCACGAACCUGAUGGCGCCGUUGAAGAGCAAGACCGGGAGCACCUUGGUUCGGUACAGCGUGUACCACGGGCUGCCUAGCUCCGCGAACUCGUUCAUUGGUCGAGCGGCGCACAUCGCAAUGCUCGACUCUGAACUUUUUAUUGAGAAAAUGCUGCUUGUAUCGGCCAUGGACUACUUUAGGUGAUCAAUAUAUCAAAUGACUUCGGUUAAAAGCAAAGUAUUGUUUGCAGAAAUAGAGUACUGUUAGGGAAUUAGUGAGAUAUGCACAAUAGAAACCGAAUUCCAGAUGCAGCAGGCGACGCGUGCUACCGUUGCCACCUAGACAAAGUUUCAAGUUGGCUGAUAAUCUUGCAAGGUCCUCAGUUUUUAUUGACACGAAAUCCAUAACUUGGAGGAAUUCUGUCGUUUUCUGAUGCACAGUGAAGCGCUGGCUGGCUUGUGAAGCUCAUGUCGAUCAUAUAACAAGCUUCUCGUGUUCUGAUUGGCUUUCAAAACUGUCAAUGUGGCCAUGGUAACGCGUCAUACUCUGACAGCCGCUUGAUGGGACGGGUGAUUCCAUGUGUUACCGAGUAACCUUCGUUGCUUGUAGUUUUGAUUUUUGUGACUUUAACUUGUGUCCGGAACAGCAUUUUUCGUAUGACAUACAUUUUACCCAUUUUGUUAAGUGACGUGACGCCGUUCCGUGUCGAAACGUGACUACGCCGUCACACCAUGUCCUCAUGUCAAAUGUAAUUUGACGCUCGCCGUGACCCCGUAUCUUGACAGGCCGUCACGCCUUGUCGUUAUGUAACUUGGGCCUUGUCUCUGGCUGCAUGGUGACCAAAUUGUCACGCCGUUUUAUUACUUGGACAGUCUUAAAAUCAUAAACUUUUUCUGUAUAUGGAAAUGACUUAUUUUACAUAAGACUACAGGGCUUAGAGUCAGAUGUCUUGGCUGGCCCGAGACACACGGCUUUUGUCCAAUCGCGAUUUCUAAUAUGUGCCAUGUUGACCCCGAAAAAGUCGAUUUCCUUACUCAAAAUAAUAUUAAUAAUUCUCAAUUAAUAAUCAGUGUUUCGUCAGGAUUAAUGGAUAGCACAAAGGGGUACAUGAGAUACAAAAUUUUGUGGAGAGGAGCUACCUAUUACCAUGAAAAGCCUUGAAGAAGCUAUUACUCCAGUCUACCAAACUGAAGUGAGAAAAAGCGACCGAGAUCACUCAUAGUGACCUGAAUCAAACAAUGUGUCCAGGAUCAAAUACUGUCCAGGAUCCAAAAAACCAGCAACUUGCGCUUUUUACUUUGCAUUCUGGGAAAUAUCUAUACACGGCCUAUUGGUUAAUGAUAAGAAUAGAACGCCCCUAAUUUUAUUGCUAUUUGAAAAUCAUCUGUUACGCGCAGUUUGUAUAGUUUUAUUAAAAAUAUUAUUAUUG